Messenger RNA from Symphalangus syndactylus (siamang), 2381 nucleotides. RefSeq names its product autoimmune regulator (gene AIRE). Gene Ontology annotation, biological process: regulation of transcription by RNA polymerase II; humoral immune response. The record is from RefSeq and is a predicted model, not a curated record. Gene Ontology annotation, molecular function: DNA binding; translation regulator activity; DNA-binding transcription factor activity, RNA polymerase II-specific. Gene Ontology annotation, cellular component: nucleus; cytoplasm. NCBI's taxonomy places the organism in Eukaryota, Metazoa, Chordata, Mammalia, Primates, Hylobatidae.
ACCACCCCGAUCCAGCCUCCAUGGAGCCUCUUGCCGGCCACUGGGAGGGGCCAGUGCACCCUGGGCAGCCCCUGCCAGAGCCCUGAGACCCGAGCCUCCCCACCGAGGGCACCUGUCUCGGCUUUGCCCCAUUCGAGCAGGGCCCUCGCUGAGGCAGGACAGGGCCACAUUAGGAAGUGAGAGGCCUCUGAGUCCCGCACAGAGCACGUCUCUGUCCCCAGCCCCCAAGGCAGCUGCCCCGGCGGGUGAGUCAGGCCGGGUCCGGAGACUUUCCGGGAGCGAGGGAGGGACAGCAGCGCCUCCUUCACGGGGAAGUGGCCCCGCUGGAGACUCUGGCCCUGAUUGGGCGCCGGGGCGGAGCGGCCUUUGCUCUUUGCAUGGUCGCGGGGGUAUAACAGCGGCGCGCGUGGCUCGCAGACCGGGGAGACGGGCGGGCGCACAGCCGGCGCGGACGCCCCACAGCCCCGCCGGGACCCGAGGCGAGGCGAGGGCUGCCAGUGUCCCGGGACCCACCGCGUCCGCCCCAGCCCCGGGUCCCGGCGCCGACCCCAUGGCGGCCGACGCGGCGCUACGCCGGCUCCUGAGGCUGCACCGCACGGAGAUCGCAGUGGCCGUGGACAGCGCCUUCCCACUGCUGCACGCGCUGGCCGACCACGACGUGGUCCCCGAGGACAAGUUCCAGGAGACGCUUCGUCUGAAGGAAAAGGAGGGCUGCCCCCAGGCCUUCCACGCCCUCCUGUCCUGGCUGCUGACCCAGGGCUCCACAGCCAUCCUGGAUUUCUGGAGGGUGCUGUUCAAGGACUACAACCUGGAGCGCUAUGGCCGGCUGCAGCCCAUCCUGGACAGCUUCCCCAAAGAUGUGGACCUCAGCCAGCCCCGGAAGGGCAGAAAGCCCCCGGCCGCCCCCAAGGCUUUGGUACCGCCUCCCAGACUCCCCACCAAGAGGAAGGCCUCAGAAGAGACUCGAGCUGCAGUGCCAGCAGCCCUGACUCCAAGGGGCACCUCCAGCUCAGGCUCUCAACUGAAGGCCAAGCCCCCCAAGAAGCCGGAGAGCAGCGCAGAGCAGCAGCGCCUUCCACUCGGGAACGGGAUUCAGACCAUGUCAGCUUCAGUCCAGAGAGCUGUGGCCGUGUCCUCUGGGGACGUCCCGGGAGCCCGAGGGGCCGUGGAGGGGAUCCUCAUCCAGCAGGUGUUUGAGUCAGGGGGCUCCAAGAAGUGCAUCCAGGUCGGCGGGGAGUUCUACACUCCCAGCAAGUUCGAAGACCCCGGCGGUGGGAAGAACAAGACCCGCAGCAGCAGUGGCCCGAAGCCUGUGGUUCGAGCCAAGGGAGCCCAGGGCGCUGCCCCCGGUGGAGGUGAGGCUAGGCUGGGCCAGCAGGGCAGGGUUCCUGCCCCUCCGGCCCUCCCCAGUGACCCCCAGCUCCACCAGAAUGAGGACGAGUGUGCCGUGUGUCGGGACGGCGGGGAGCUCAUCUGCUGUGACGGCUGCCCUCGGGCCUUCCACCUGGCCUGCCUGUCCCCUCCGCUCCAGGAGAUCCCCAGUGGGACCUGGAGGUGCUCCAGCUGCCUGCAGGCAACAGUCCAGGAGAUGCGGCCCCGGGCAGAGGAGCCCCGGCCCCAGGAGCCACCGGUGGAGAGCCCGCUCCCCCCGGUGCUUAGGUCGGCGGGAGAGGAGGUGAGAGGUCCACCCGGGGAGCCCCUAGCCGGCAUGGACACCACUCUUGUCUACAAGCACCUGCCGGCCCUGCCUUCUGCAGCCCCGCUGCCAGGGUUGGACUCCUCGGCCCUGCACCCCCUGCUGUGUGUGGGCCCUGAGUGCCAGCAGAACCCGGCUCCUGGUGCGCGUUGCGGGGUGUGUGGAGAUGGUACAGACGUGCUGCGGUGUACUCACUGUGCUGCCGCCUUCCACUGGCGCUGCCACUUCCCAGCGGGCACCUCCCAGACUGGGACGGGCCUGCGCUGCAGAUCCUGCUCAGGAGACGUGACCCCGGCCCCUGUGGAGGGGGUGCUGGCCCCCAGCCCCGCCCGCCUGGCCCCUGGGCCUGCCAAGGAUGACACUGCCAGUCACGAGCCCACUCUGCACAGGGAUGACCUGGAGUCCCUUCUGAGUGAGACGCUGGCGUUACCACUAGACCAAGGAGCCCUCUGGUGGCCGUGUCUGGGCAUAACAGAAGGCUCGCAGUCCUGUCUUCUGGUCACACCUUACUAUGUCCCCUCAGCUCCUAUCUCUGUAUGGCCUGGCUUUUCCUAGGUUAUGAUUAUAGAGCAGGGAUUAUUAUAAUAUUGGGAUAAAGAGUAAUUACUACCAACUAAUGAUUAAUGAUAUUCAUAUAUAAUCAUAUCUAAGAUCUAUAUCUGGUAUGACUAUUCUUGUUUUUUUU